Molecule: messenger RNA, 450 nt
Organism: Acromyrmex echinatior (Panamanian leafcutter ant)
Lineage: Eukaryota; Metazoa; Arthropoda; Insecta; Hymenoptera; Formicidae
Source: RefSeq, a predicted model, not a curated record
GGAAGUUAACGUCAAAUUUCGAAAAUGAAUGAAAAAGAUGACUCGUUGAUGAAGGAUAAGAACUUGAAAAUUUCUGGAGGCUUUCAAGAGCUUAAGAAUUCAAAAGAAGCGGAAGAGAAACCUAUGCCUCGCAAAUACCGCACGAAGCAUAUGAAGCGAUUUCCGGAAUUAUAUCGAAGCGAUGUUUCAAUUCAUCCCAGCUAUACAGACUUGAAAAACUUGCCUUACAAUGUGGUCUGCAGGCAACGCGCGCAAAGAAUUAAGCGGCAAUCAUUUCGGCAGCUGAAUCGUGAGAUCAUGCAUUUUGCUAUGGUCCAAAUGUUUGCUCUCGAUGGUGUGAAAGUCGAUCGCGUCUUCAGCAUUGGCAUGUCGCCGAAGAUGUUAAUCGUGCCAGAUCCUUUAACAGAGAAAGAGAGACGCCGACUAAAUGAUCUUAUCGAAAAUCGUUAA